This is a messenger RNA of Orycteropus afer afer, 1085 nucleotides long. It is a transcript of the gene CCND1, whose product is annotated as cyclin D1. The record is from RefSeq and is a predicted model, not a curated record. Gene Ontology annotation, biological process: mitotic cell cycle phase transition; regulation of cyclin-dependent protein serine/threonine kinase activity; positive regulation of G1/S transition of mitotic cell cycle. NCBI's taxonomy places the organism in Eukaryota, Metazoa, Chordata, Mammalia, Tubulidentata, Orycteropodidae. Gene Ontology annotation, molecular function: cyclin-dependent protein serine/threonine kinase regulator activity. Gene Ontology annotation, cellular component: cyclin-dependent protein kinase holoenzyme complex; cytoplasm; nucleus.
CUGUCGGCGCAGUAGCAGCGAACAGCAGCGGCCGCGCGCUCCUGCGAGGGGCAGACGAGGGCGAGGGAGCGCGGGGCGCGGGAGGAGCGAGGCCGAGCGCGCAGACCGAGCGGGAGCCCGAGCCGGCCGGCCGCCCAGCCCAGCCGCAGGCAUGGAGCACCAGCUUCUGUGCUGUGAGGCGGAGACCAUCCGCCGCGCCUACCCCGAUGCCAACCUCCUGACCGACCGGGUGCUGCAGGCCAUGCUCAAGGCGGAGGAGACCUGCGCGCCCUCGGUGUCCUACUUCAAGUGCGUGCAGAAGGAGAUCCUCCCGUCGAUGCGCAAGAUCGUGGCCACUUGGAUGCUGGAGGUCUGCGAGGAACAGAAGUGCGAGGAGGAAGUCUUCCCGCUGGCCGUGAACUAUCUGGACCGCUUCCUGUCUCUGGAGCCGGUGAAAAAGAGCCGCCUGCAGCUGCUGGGGGCCACCUGCAUGUUCGUGGCCUCCAAGAUGAAGGAGACCAUCCCCCUGACGGCCGAGAAGCUGUGCAUUUACACGGACAACUCCAUCCGGCCUGACGAGCUGCUGCAAAUGGAGCUUCUUCUGGUGAACAAGCUCAAGUGGAACCUGGCGGCCAUGACCCCCCACGAUUUCAUCCAGCAUUUCCUGUCCAAGAUGCCGGUCACCCCAGACAACAAGCAGAUCAUCCGCAAACACGCUCAGACCUUCGUGGCGCUCUGUGCCACAGACGUGAAGUUCAUCUCCAACCCCCCCUCCAUGGUGGCCGCCGGCAGCGUGGUGGCCGCAGUGCAAGGCCUGCACCUGGGCAGCCCCCACAGCCUCCUGUCCAGCCAUCGCCUCACGCGCUUCCUCUCCAAGGUGAUCAAGUGUGACCCGGACUGCCUGCGGGCCUGCCAGGAGCAGAUCGAGGCCUUGCUGGAGUCAAGCCUGCGCCAGGCCCAGCAGCAGAGCCUGGACCCCAAGGCGGCCGAGGAGGAGGAAGAGGAGGAAGAGGUGGAUCUGGCCUGCACCCCCACCGACGUGCGGGACGUGAACAUCUGAGGGCACCGAGCGGACGCCACCCGACGCCACCGCCGGCGAGCGGAGC